AUGAAGCGAAAGGCUGCGAGCAUCGCGCAGGCAGAGCCAGUAGAUGAGGCCGACCCUGGUUUCCGAAACAAGGAAAAGGUAUUGGUGCUGUGCAGCAGGGGCAUCACGUUCAGGUUCCGCCACUUGAUGACGGACAUCAUGCAGCUGCUCCCGCACAGCAGGAAGGACAGCAAGCUGGACACCAAGACCGAUCGCGGGCUGAUCAACGAGGUCGCCGACAUGAAGAACUGCACCAGCGCGAUGUUCUUCGAGGCGAGGAAGAGGAAGGAUCUGUACCUGUGGCUCGCGCGGACCCCCGAAGGUCCGACGAUGAAGUUCCACGUCACCAACAUCCACACGAUGGGGGAGCUGCGCCUGUCGGGGAACCACCUCAAGGGGUCGCGCCCCGUCCUGUCCUUCGACCAGUCGUUCGACAGCGAGCCGCACCUGCAGCUGCUCAAGGAGCAGCUCACCCAGGUGUUCGCGACGCCCCGCGGCAACAAGCGGAGCAAGCCGUUCUUCGACCACGUGCUGUCCUUCACGUGGGCGGACGGGCGGGUGUGGUUCCGCAACUACCAGGUGGUGGUGCCCGAGGACAAGGGCAAGAACGACUUCUCCGACACCUCCCUGGUCGAGGUUGGGCCGCGGUUCUCCUUGCAGCUCAUCAAGGCGUUCGCCGGGUCGUUCGGUGGACCGACCAUCUACGAGAACCCCGACUACGUGUCGCCGAACGCCAUUCGCACACAGCUCAAGAAGCAGGCCGGCAGCAAGUACGGGUCGAAGGUCAAGGCCAAGGAGGGGCUCAAGGCGCGGCGGGUGGCGAACGUCCGGGAGCCGGACCCGCUCGAGUAUAACACGCUCUUCAAGGACGGGUGA
Molecule: messenger RNA, 855 nt
Organism: Pedinophyceae sp. YPF-701
Lineage: Eukaryota; Viridiplantae; Chlorophyta; Pedinophyceae
Source: the annotation of a GenBank genome assembly